CUGUCGCCAAACUAAAAUCUGAAUUUAAGCGUCGAGCAAAUCUACUGCUCUACGGAAUCAUAAAACUCAUCGAAUAUUUGGUUUACAAUGUUUUGAUAUUUAAUUUAAUAUUAUUCAUAAUUUUUCAAUUAUCGUGUACACUUUUAUGUUUAUUUAAUUAAAUUAUUAUAAGUAAUAAUAAUAAUAAAAAAAAAAAAAAUGUUAUUGAAAUAUUACUUGUGUUCAAUUGUUACAUUAUGCCUUAUAGCUUUCGUCAGUGCGUCUAAAGAGACGUUGGUGUUGCUCAACAAUUUAGUCAUCAAAGAAACACAUUCUAUCUUAUUUAACACUCUUAAAGAAAGAGGAUAUCAAUUAACUUUUAAAUCUGCUGAUGACCCUUCACUAGUACUCUCAAAGUAUGGAAAGUACUUUUACGAAAAUUUAAUUAUAUUCGCACCAACUGUUCAAGAAUUUGGUGGAUCUUUAAGCGUUGAAACAAUUACUCAGUUUAUUGAUGAUGGAGGCAAUGUUCUAUUUACGGGUGGUGUAUCUACUGGAUCUGCUCUUAGAGAAUUAGCAGUUGAAUGUGGUUUUGAAAUAACCGAAGAAAAUUCAUCUUUGAUUGAUCAUUUGAAUUAUGAUGCCAGUGAUCCUGGAAAACAUACUUUAGUAGUAACCAGUUCAUCAAACCUUAUUAAAUCUGAAGAAAUUGUUGGAAAUAUUAGUGAAAAACCAUUAUUGUAUGAAGGAACUACAGUUAUUACAGAUCCAAAGAAUCCUUUAGUACUUCCUAUUCUUCAUGCUGAAUCUACUGCAUAUUCGUACAAACCAGAUCUUCCUGUUAAAGAUUAUUCACUUGGUACUGGUAAAGAUCUAUUACUAAUAGCAGCUUUACAAGCAAGAAAUAAUGCCAGAGUUGUAUUUUCUGGAUCCUUAUAUUUCUUUUCAGAUGUUGCUUUUAGAUCUUCUGUACAAAAAGUUGAUGGGAAAACAUACAGUAUUUCUGGUAAUCAAGAAGUUGCUUCAAACAUUGUUUUGUGGACAUUGAAGGAUAGAGGUAUGAUUAGAGUGAAAUCUGUAAAUCAUCAUAAAUUGGGCGAAUCAUCACCUCCAUCAUCUUAUACUAUAAUGGAUAUGGCAGUGUAUUUGGUUGAACUAGAGCGUUGGGAAAAUGGAAAAUGGAUACCACAUAAUGCUGAUGAUGUUCAAGUAGAGUUUGUACGCAUAGAUCCAUUCUGGCGAGGAAAUCUUAAAAAUAUUGAAAAUGGCAAGUAUGAAUUCACAUUUAGAAUCCCUGAUACAUAUGGAGUUUAUCAGUUCAAAGUUGAAUAUAAUAGAGUUGGAUUUACUGCAAUCAGAAGUUCAACUAUGGUAUCUGUAAUUCCAUUGGAACAUACUCAGUAUGAAAGAUUCAUCUUAAGUGCAUAUCCCUACUACGCAAGUGCUUUUUCCAUGAUGUUUGGUGUGUUUGUGUUCAGUUUUGUGUUCUUGCAUUAUCGAGAAGAUAAAGCAAAAGGAGAGUAAUUCAGACUGUAUUAUUUGUUGGUCAUGAUAAUUUUGUAAGUUUAAAAUUAAAUUUGAGUAUUAAUGAUGUAAAUGGAUUUUUUACUAUAAACAAAGUUUU
Sipha flava (yellow sugarcane aphid) is the source of this 1603-nucleotide messenger RNA. It is a transcript of the gene Ost48, whose product is annotated as dolichyl-diphosphooligosaccharide--protein glycosyltransferase 48 kDa subunit. NCBI's taxonomy places the organism in Eukaryota, Metazoa, Arthropoda, Insecta, Hemiptera, Aphididae. Gene Ontology annotation, cellular component: endoplasmic reticulum membrane; oligosaccharyltransferase complex. The record is from RefSeq and is a predicted model, not a curated record. The coding region runs from base 199 to 1503 and encodes 434 amino acids. The transcript is spliced from 8 exons.